AUGGAACGGCCAGAUUUUGAAACUCUUCACUCACUUCUUGAGGAGAUUAAAGCCUCCCUUGCAACUUAUGAAGCUACACGUUCGAAUCUAGCACGAAAUCAGGCUCUCGAGCAAGCGGUAAAACUGACAAUAGCUCUUGAAAGCCCCAAAGAUGCGGUCUUCAAGCUCUUUCUGUCGCCCACCCAAGCGAUGGCCGUCAAAGUCGCGCAUGACCUCGGUAUCUUCUCGAUUCUGACAGGCUCCGAGACGGCCAUCUCUUGCCAGGAUUUGGCAGAUCGGAGUGGUGCGCACCCGCUGCUGGUCGAACGUAUCAUGCGAGUUAUCGUGGCAAUGGGCUUUGCGAACGAGCAGGGACCCGGACAGUACCGUGCGACCCUACUCUCGAAGGAGAUGACGGGCAAGAAAUCUGGGAUCGUGGACACGCUCUUCCUUGUUCUGGCCCCAGCCAUCCUCCAAACCCCGGCCUUCCUCCGCGACACGCACUACCAGAACCCGGAGGACCAUUCCGCUGGCCCGAUCCAGUACACGUACCACACGCCGAUGAACAGCUUCGAAUGGCUCGCCACUGACAAGACCGCGCAUGCACGGUUCCACGCCUAUGUGGAGGGUGUGCGCGAGGGCCAGCCGGACUGGGUGGACUGGUUCCCUGUGAAGGCGAGGAUCCUGGACGGAUGCGUCGCCAGCGCCAGCGACCCGCUGAUUGUGGAUGUCGCCGCCGGCAGUGGGCGGGAUAUGUUGGCAUUUCAGAGGAAGUUCCCCGACGUCGCGGGUCGAAUCAUCAUCCAGGAUCUUCCGGCUGUGUUCCAGGACGUUCAUGGCCAGGAUCUCGGGCUGGAGAAGGUCGAGCACGAUGUUUUCGAGCCGCAGCCUGUCGUUGGCGCGCGGGUCUACUAUCUCAGAUUCAUUCUGCAUGAGUUCUCGGAUGAUAACUGCCGAAGGAUCCUGAGGAAUAUUACCAGGGUGAUGACAAGAGGAUACUCGAAGGUCUUGAUCGAGGAGUUCCUCCUCCCGGAUGAGCAUGCUGGCCUUUUACAUUCUCUGGUGGAUAUGAUUCUGAUGGUCUUUGGGCCGGGGAUUGUGCGCACGCAGACGCGUUGGGUCGCGCUUCUUGAGUCUGUGGGCCUUUCUGUCAACCUCGUGGCGCAUCCGGACGGGGAUGGGCCGUCUAUCAUCGAGGCUGAAUUGGUGAAUGUGGAGUCGGAGUGA
This is a messenger RNA of Aspergillus brunneoviolaceus CBS 621.78, 1206 nucleotides long. Its product is annotated as S-adenosyl-L-methionine-dependent methyltransferase. The record is from RefSeq and is a predicted model, not a curated record. NCBI's taxonomy places the organism in Eukaryota, Fungi, Ascomycota, Eurotiomycetes, Eurotiales, Aspergillaceae. Gene Ontology annotation, molecular function: O-methyltransferase activity. Bases 1 to 1206 code for a protein of 401 amino acids. The transcript is spliced from 5 exons.